This is a messenger RNA of Elaeis guineensis (African oil palm), 915 nucleotides long. The record is from RefSeq and is a predicted model, not a curated record. Lineage: Eukaryota; Viridiplantae; Streptophyta; Magnoliopsida; Arecales; Arecaceae.
AUGACUAAGGAGCUGUUAGGAAGCAGCCAGGUGGAUGGAUUGCCGGUCGAUAGGGGGAAAUCUCCGAUGACUAAGGAGCCAUCAGGAAGCAGCAGUGAUCCAGUUAACGAGUGGACAGGACAAAGGAGAUCCAGAUGGGAAACGGAGGCGGUUACCGAAGAUGAAAUUGCAAGGCUACAGCAGUUGUUCACCGAUUCCAUCGUCUUCACUGAUAAGGAGGUUGCGGGAGCCAGUAAGAAAUGGUCCAACUCUUUAAUAGGGAAGCUGUUGGGCAAGGGAGUUCAAUUAGACUUCCUUUCUAAGGAGUUGAAGCUGCGAUGGGGAGGGCUCGGUGACUUCAAGGUGGUUCCCCUGUCCAUCGGACACCAGGUCUUUCAGUUCAACAGUGAAGAUUGCAGGGACUGGGUCUUGGCGAACGGUCCUUGGAUAAUAGCCGGCCAGAUCCUUGCUCUGGAACACUGGAGGCUUAAUUUUAGUGUCGGGACGGACACUGUUAACUCAGCUACUCUGUGGAUGCGCCUUCCAGACUUGCCGAUGGAGAUGUGGGAGCGCUCCAUGCUUCUCCGAGUGGCCUCUACAGUGAGGGUUCCAAAAUUUGUAGACAACUGCACGGAAGAAGCUGUUGGAGGGGGUUAUGCGAAGGCUUGUGUUCAGGUGGAUCUAUCUCGACCUCUUCGCCCUGGGGUGGAGAUUGUGGCCUCUGGUAAGCACCGGUGGCAGCAGUUUAAAUAUGAAAAUGUGCCAUGCCUCUAUUUCCUGUGUGGUCGAGUGGGACACUUCGAAGAUGACUAUUCGCAAGUUGAUCCAGAGGAGGCAAGAAGGCGGAAGGAGUCUGGUGAUUGGAUGUAUGGCCCGUGGAUGGUGGUAUCGAGGGUCCCAUUGGCUGGUUCGUCGGUGAGAACUGGGAAAGAGUAG